UCCACACUUUCUCCAGAUGAACUGCUGCUAAUUGCGCGUCUUGUUUCACUUCUAUUCCAUCCUCACAAACGCCAUUAUGCCUCCUACAACAGCCCUCCGGACUGCAGUUCUGCAGUGUGCCCGUCCGGCAACGCGAACAGCCUCCAAGUCCCUCGUCGCCACCCAAUGGCAACGGCAUGCAUCGACACGGAAACAUCCCAAGGGAUUUCAGCCACCCACGACCGCCGAGCUAGAAGAACUACGGGAACGAACAGUUGAGUUCGUCCGGCGAGAGAUCCCUCAAGACCUGGCACAGGCAACAGAUCACAAUAAUGAAUUUCCCAACGAGCUCUGGAAGAAAUUUGGCGAAGCUGGAUUUCUCGGAAUUACCGCAGACGAGGACUAUGGCGGCCUGGCAAUGGGCUACCAAGCUCACUGCAUUGUGUUGGAAGAAUUGAGCAGAGCGUCCGGCAGUAUUGGUCUCUCUUAUGCAGCACACUCGCAGCUGUGCGUCAACCAAUUCCAACUGCAUGCCAACGAUGAGCAGAAAGCACAAUGGCUUCCUGGCUUGCUAUCAGGAGAGAAGAUUGGAGCACUUGCCAUGUCAGAGCACACAGCAGGCAGCGAUGUCGUGAGCAUGAAGAUGACUGCAAAGAAGGUCGACGGCGGUUAUCAACUGAACGGCAGCAAGAUGUGGAUCACAAAUGGACCUGAUGCACAUGUGAUUAUCGUGUACGCAAAGACAGAACCUGAUGCAGGGAGCAAGGGUAUCACAGUCUUCUUGGUCGAUACCACCACUCCAGGCUUCAGCGUGGCUAGAAAGUUGGAUAAGCUCGGCAUGAGAGGGUCAAAUACGGGAGAGCUGCUGUUCGACAAUGUCUUCGUGCCCGACUCAGCUGUGGUGGGACCUCUGAACAGAGGAGUCAAGGUGCUGAUGGAGGGUCUCGAUCUCGAACGGUUAGUGCUCUCUGCUGGUCCUCUCGGACUCAUGAAAGCUGCAUUGGACGUUACAUUACCUUAUGUCCAUGAGCGGAAACAAUUCGGCGAACCUCUUGCACACAAUCAAUUCAUUCAAGGCAAAUUGGCAGACAUGUACACCAAGUACAGAGCAAGCGCGGCUUUCACAUACUCUGUCGCUCGGGCGAUUGAUGAGAGUUUUGAGGAUCCAGACAUCAAGACCCAGGAUUGUGCUGGCGCUAUUCUUUACGCUGCGGAGAGAGCAACUGAAUGCGGCAUGGAUGCGAUACAGUGCUUGGGAGGAAUGGGAUAUAUGAACGAGAUGGCUGCCGGGCGGAUAAUGCGUGAUGCGAAGCUAUACGAAAUUGGUGCUGGCACGAGUGAAGUCAGGAGAAUGGUACUUGGGAGAGCCUUCAAUAAAGAGUAUGGGACACGGUAGCUGACGCCGGAA
This is a messenger RNA of Cercospora beticola, 1387 nucleotides long. RefSeq lists its product as uncharacterized. Gene Ontology annotation, biological process: L-leucine catabolic process. Lineage: Eukaryota; Fungi; Ascomycota; Dothideomycetes; Mycosphaerellales; Mycosphaerellaceae. Gene Ontology annotation, molecular function: flavin adenine dinucleotide binding; 3-methylbutanoyl-CoA dehydrogenase activity. The record is from RefSeq and is a predicted model, not a curated record.